This is a messenger RNA of Myxocyprinus asiaticus (Chinese sucker), 1549 nucleotides long. RefSeq names its product serine/threonine-protein kinase DCLK3-like. The transcript is spliced from 5 exons. Gene Ontology annotation, cellular component: nucleus. The record is from RefSeq and is a predicted model, not a curated record. The coding region runs from base 386 to 1498 and encodes 370 amino acids. NCBI's taxonomy places the organism in Eukaryota, Metazoa, Chordata, Actinopteri, Cypriniformes, Catostomidae. Gene Ontology annotation, biological process: mitotic DNA damage checkpoint signaling; protein phosphorylation. Gene Ontology annotation, molecular function: ATP binding; protein serine/threonine kinase activity.
GUUAGGGAGGACAGUACAUUUUUAAUUGAACGAUUUUAUAGUCAUUUUUCAUUUAACUUCAGAAAUCACUGCUUUUAGUGUUCUCUAAAAAAGGGGGCUUUCCUGACUAUAUUUUGUCCUAAACAAGUAGUUGCUUAGAGAUUCUUUUUUAGACAUCUCACAUAUUAUAAUAUUUUUUCCUUAUUCAAGUCUUUUCACUUUGUGUUAACAAGUAACACGUUUUUCUUUUUUCUGAUUGCACAAAAUGUAUGUCAUCUGUAGAUGCACUUCCAAUGUUGAAAUACGGGGGUGUGGUUAUAAAAGAAAGAUAAAUAGGUAGAAAUUCUCCGAUCCUGUUUUAUUUGAACACAUUCACUGCCAUCAGACACUUAACCUGCUUAUACAGAUGGCGUACUCUACACAAACACUGGCUGGGGGCUGCUUUGGGAAAAUAUACAAGGAGAAGUAUGGAGAGACAUGGGCUGCUGUGAAGAGAGUCCCUCUUGGCAUCAUCAACAAACAACAGCUGGAAAGAGAAUGCAGAGUAUACCAUAAUGUUCGGCAUCCCAACGUUGUGAAACUUCUUGGAGAUCCGUGGCUGAAAGACUCCAAGUGGAACAUUCCUUUGGAAUUCAUCUUUGGUGAAGACCUUGAGACAACCAUCUUUAAAGCGCAAGUUUCUAAAAUACAGCUGACUCCAGCAGUGAAAGGCACCAUCAUAACUGGUAUGUGUGAAGGUUUGCUUCACCUGCACAGUAAAGACAUCGUCCACCAGGACCUCAAACCCGAUAACAUCAUGGUUGAGUAUCAAACCCACCGUGCUGUUAUCAUUGAUUUGGGGCUGGCUAAAUUCUUCAGAAAUGAAUUCACCUCUGCAGUAAACAUGGGUAAUGAGGCUUACUCAGCUCCAGAGAUCCUGCAGAUGAAUGGAGUUCGUGACAAGCGUUCAGACGUUUGGGCCAUGGGUAAAAUCAUAGCUGAGGUCUGUGUCAGGUUCAGGUUACAGACCCAAUUUGUGUCAGCCAGUAAAAUUCGGGAAACUCUUAAAGACCAGCCGUACUGUAUUCCUGUGUCCAGUAUGGUGGAAGUCAAUCCGAACUACAGAGCAACUAUGGCUGCAGUUAUCUCAGACAUUAGGAGAGCUGGUUCAACUUCACAAAUGGACAUGAGGCAAAGAGAUGUCACAGUGACACAGACAAAUGAAGUUAGAGGAAAUCAAAAGUGGUGUCCACAAGUGCCCGCUGUACCUAAGAUGGAGGUAAAGAAUCCUCCUAUGGUAAUUUAUCGGCAGGAUCCACCUCAUCAGAGAGAGGCGGUGAAGGCAUUAGUCCCAGUAAAAGGUGAGGCCUUAAACAAUCAGAUGUCCCUGAUGUCAUUUCCUUGCCCUCUUCCGGAAACCGGAAAAGUGACUCAGGAACGCUACAAUGAGGAGAAAGGAGCUCUAGAAUAUAAAGAGAUUGUCACGAAAGGUGGGAAGAUCAUUAAGUAUGAGAAAGUGCAAAUAACCAAAGAUUCUUAAAAAUGAGCGAGAGUAUACUUUGUCUUCUGACAAAAUUGCUGAUAUCCUAUG